Molecule: messenger RNA, 1560 nt
Organism: Symbiodinium natans
Lineage: Eukaryota; Dinophyceae; Suessiales; Symbiodiniaceae
Source: the annotation of a GenBank genome assembly
AUGCCCGAAAUUAGCCUGGAGGUGAGCCUGGGCGUACCGGGCGAAUUUCCAGAGGCUGCCCAAGAUCCCCAAAAUCUCUCCGAGGUCUGUGAAACAGUUUCGGACCACACAGCUUCUACAGAAGAAUCUGCGGACCGACUCAUCGAGGGCUGCGUCAUGCUGAUGUCGGAGAUGCAGCCCACACACCCAGAUAUUCUCCGCGGGAUCAGAGUGUCGCGAGUGCUGCACAGCUCCGUCUGUGCGUGGAUGCGUGGAAAUCUCGAACAGAUCCAGGAACUCAGCCAGGUGACUACCCAGCUGGACGAGUUUUGGUCCCACAGUUGGCAAGCGAGGCUUUGGCUGAAGUAUGUCAGCAUCCUCUACCGAAGCAACGGCACGCCGGCGUUCAUACUGGGCUCACUCAGCUCCCUGGUGGCCUUUUCCUUGAAGGUAGCUGGCGCAAUUGGCUGGGUCGGUGCAUGCACGCUGGCUGGGGCUGCGGGCUACUACUUGACUCUAGUGAUGUGGCGGCCGAGGACGCAGGUCUUCCUGGAUGUUGCAUGUGUGGAGCAGGUUGACCCGAAUCUAAAAACACAGGGUCUGAUGAGCAUGGGCGCAUUUUUGAAAGCGUCCAAGUCCCUGGUGAUUUUUUGGGACACGAGCUUUGUUUCGAGAUUGUGGUGUCUAUUCGAGAUGGCAGGCUUCAUGCACGCCCAAAAACUUGGUGCAAGCAGAUACCUGGAGGUGUGCCCGGUUUUCGUAGGCCCAGCGCUCCUGUGCGGCAACGCGGGUCUUUGCAUGAUGUUCUUCAUUGUCAUCAUCGCUGAAAUGGACUUUGCGUCCCUAAAUACGGAUAUUGGAUUGGUCCUCGGCGUCGUAGGCCUAAUGCUUCUGUGUUUGACAUCUCUGGCGUAUGUAGUUCUGUCGCACUGCCGCAGCAUCGACGUCAUGCAGUCUCAAGUUCGCCACUUCACCAUCGAGCAUUCCUCUAGCCAGUGUUGUGCAGAUGAACAUCUUACCAGCACGGGUGAACGCAUUAUCUGCGACCGUGAGAUCAUUCUGCGGUGCAUCUCCACCUGGUUUGGGUCCCCAGAGCAGUUUGAGGAGAUGGUGCGCACGAAGCUUCUGAAGCAACUUGUCCACCAGCUUGCCAACCGCACCUUUUCGUACUGGCGAAUUGUGCAGGCAGCGUCCCCUGUAAUGUGGAUCUACCUAGACUGGAUCUUUCCGCCUGACUACCUGCUUGUUGGCUUGCUCCGGAUGUGCAUGUAUUGGCUGACGCUCGUUCCCACACUGGUGCUGGUGUCCCUCCGGCUGGCCUACAGCGUCCGCAACCUCUGCCACAGCGUAUUCGCACGGAUACUGAUCAGCAUGCUCCUUGUGGCAAAUGUCGCUUUCAUGGUUGCGGCAUUCUUUGCCUUGGAGGUGUAUGUUGCUACAGCCAUUAGUCCUGCAGAUUCGGAGAGGCUGACGCCAGUUGCAACCUCCAUCGUUUUUGUUGCAAUGGGUGUCGUUACAACAUUGUUGUGGUGCUGUUUGCCUCCUAUUCAGGCGCCCACGUCGCCCCUGGAAGCAGAUUAG